Molecule: messenger RNA, 1581 nt
Organism: Cotesia congregata
Lineage: Eukaryota; Metazoa; Arthropoda; Insecta; Hymenoptera; Braconidae
Source: the annotation of a GenBank genome assembly
UGGAGUUCCCUAGGUGUCUUAGGACGCACUGGGACACUGUCCUCGACCUCGAGCUUACCUUCCCCGGGUUUUGGGACCAAACAAAUGAAGAGUCCCUCAGGGAUCAUGAGGCAGUCUAGCCUCACUAAGCUCGGGUCUAUGAUUAAUACUGCUGUCAAUAAGAGAGCUGAGUGUGAGGAAAUAAUGCCAAUAAAUUUAAGUAUCGGUGCUGAAAUUGAAAUAAAUUCUAAUAGGUGUGAAAACAAUAAUGUGCAUAAUAUUUUUGGUACAUCAUAUAAACGCAAUGGUGACAUUCAGUGGUGCUUUUCCCAGGUGAAGGGGACACUCGAGGACGAUGUCACUGAUGCUGAUAUAAUCUCAUGUGUGGAAUUUAAUCACGAUGGGGAUCUUCUGGCUACGGGAGAUAAGGGAGGACGAGUGAGUAAAAAUAGUAUACCAAGACGAGGUGAAUACAACGUGUACAGUACAUUUCAAAGUCAUGAGCCCGAGUUUGAUUAUCUAAAAUCGUUGGAGAUAGAAGAAAAAAUAAAUAAAAUAAGAUGGUUAAAGCGAAAAAACCCGGCGCAUUUUUUGUUGUCGACAAAUGACAAGACAAUUAAACUAUGGAAAGUUAGCGAGCGCGACAAGAGAGUCGAGGGCUACAAUACCAAGGAGGAAAGCGGAGCAAUACGUGAUCCAGCGUGUAUCACUGCCUUGCGAGUACCAACCAUAAAGCCGAUGGAGCUGAUGGUUGAAGCAUCUCCUAGAAGAAUAUUCGCAAACGCCCAUACCUACCACAUUAACAGUAUAAGUGUAAACAGCGAUCAAGAAACGUACCUAAGUGCCGACGACCUCAGAAUAAAUCUUUGGCACCUGGAAAUAACUGAUCAAAGUUUUAAUAUUGUAGACAUUAAGCCAGCGAAUAUGGAGGAGCUGACGGAGGUGAUUACUGCGGCAGAGUUCCAUCCUGUUGAGUGUAAUUUAUUGGUUUACAGCAGCAGUAAGGGUACGAUAAGAUUGUGUGAUAUGAGAUCUGCAGCUCUUUGCGAUCGUCACAGCAAACUUUUCGAGGAGCCUGAAGACCCAACAAAUAGAAGCUUCUUCUCCGAAAUUAUUUCUAGUAUAAGUGAUGUCAAGUUAAGCAAUUCCGGCCGUUACAUGAUCAGUAGAGACUACCUCAGUGUCAAAGUGUGGGACUUACACAUGGAGACAAAGCCUAUUGAGUGUUAUCCUGUACACGAAUAUUUGAGAUCAAAGUUAUGUUCUCUUUAUGAAAAUGAUUGCAUUUUUGAUAAAUUCGAGUGUUGCUGGAGCGGCAAUGACUCGGCUAUAAUGACCGGCUCUUACAACAAUUUCUUCCGUGUCUUUGAUCGAACAUCUAAGCGUGACCUUACUUUAGAAGCGGCACGUGAUAUUGCCAAGCCAAAAACACUUCUAAAACCACGCAAGGUUUGUACGGGAGGAAAACGUAAAAAGGAUGAAAUAAGCGUCGAUUGUCUAGAUUUCAACAAGAAAAUUUUGCAUACUGCAUGGCAUCCUUCGGAAAAUGUAGUUGCCGUAGCAGCUACGAACAAUCUCUUCCUAUUCCAAGACAAACUCUAG